Messenger RNA from Effrenium voratum, 4528 nucleotides. The record is from the annotation of a GenBank genome assembly. Lineage: Eukaryota; Dinophyceae; Suessiales; Symbiodiniaceae.
AGCGGUCUCUCUAGCGCUCGGCCCGUUGCGCUCGCAGCGGGCGGCCAGAGGCCCUUUUGACAUGGGCAGCCGUGAUGCCUUGAUGAGCGGUACUGGCUACACCUAUGGCUAUGACGGUUCUUCGACCGAGAUGGACACGGCAGGCAGCACCGAUGAGUCGGACGAGGAAAUGGACCACACGUUGGUGAACCUGAAGCAGCCGCGCGGCUGCAGGCCGCCGUUGACGGCGGCAUGCUGCUGCCACCUCUGCUACGUUUGCCAGUUUUUGAUCUUUAUGGUGAUCUUCCCGCUUUGGACGAAGUGGUUGGUGACCAACCCGAUGCCAACCCAGUAUUGGCACGAGAACUAUCCGAAGUGGCCGUCCAUCGCCGCGCCGGGGGGGCAGCAGCUGGCGGAGAAGAGCGCGGCGAGGUUUCCCAUCGAGAUGUCGCCCAUCCCGACGCAAGCGGACAGCUGUAACUACUCGUGUUCCUCUUGGCGCGGCUACCGCACCAAUGAGAUGAACUUCCGAGUGAGCCUCACGCUGAACGACUCCGAGCUGGCCAAGGGCUAUGUCCACACGGUGUAUCCGGUGCUGCUCGCCUCUGCGGACUUCCGAGACUGGUGGGUGGUGGCGGACCGGCGCUUCGCGUACCCCCAGCCCUUCUGGCGGGCUCGGACAGACCAAGCAGGCCGUGCGUACACUUACACCACGGACACCUGCGUGGCGCCUCCAGAAACUCCUGAUGCCUCCACUGCCUCCAACUCCGGACAGUACGUUCUGGCCUGCAUGGUGUGGAGCCCCUCGAACUUCGCGGCGCUCGAGAAGGCAACGGAGCUCGAUGAUUCGGACUUGGGCGAGUAUUGUGAGAGCGCCGGCGGAGUUUGCGGAUGGAGCUGCAACUCAGUGAUCGACUCCAACUUGUUAGAAGGCUGCUCCGCUGACGGCGACAUCGAGAUGACACCGACUUCAGUGGCCGGCAGAGAGAUCCCCGGCGCCCAGUUUUUCGGGAAGGUGAUGAUGCGGCAGUGCCUGGAGGGCUCGGGGACUGGAAAGUGCGAGACCUCCACCGACAAGUUCAAGCAGUGGAGGUGUCACAAAUGCCUCUACGACCCGCGAACCGAGGAUGACAUGCGGCGCUUGCAGGGCAUCCCGGGCAUCGGGGGCAUCCCGGGUAUCGGGGGCCUUCCCGGCGGCAUCCCGGGCCUUGACCCGGACCCCGACGGCGGCAUCGGCGGCAUCGAUCUCCCCGGCGCCGGCGGCGGAAGUGGAGAGGGCAAGAAGCCCAUGAUUUACGAGUCCCUGCCGCGGUUCAAAGUGACUGUGGAGGGCUCUAAAGUGCCAGGAGGCACCGACGUCUUCAGCCAGCCCCGGGUCUUCCUAUUCCAGUCCUCCCAUAGCAAACGAGGCACCUGGACCAAGUUGUACAAACAUGACUACGGCAUGACUGACCCUCCAGUCGCGGUGGGUGAGGACAACAAGCCCUUGAUCAAGGUGGCAGAGGAUAACAGCUUCGAUGAGGAGCUCCCACCUGUGCAAGAUCCAGUCAGUGCGCAUGCCAUGAAGCUGAACGAGCAGAACCAUCUGGAGAUCGAUCCAGAUUGGUGCUAUGGACGCCAAGGCCCCUUGUACCUGGUGACUUGCGCUGUGAACAGCACCCUCUACGACGAAGCGAGCUUUUCGAGGUUCGAGCCAGGACAGCAGGCUGCACCCCCUCCCUUCAACGACCGCUGCGUGGCGGUCUCGGGGCGCUGCGCCUACGCCUGUCAGUCCGAGCAGCGGGCCUUGGCCAACUGCAGCGCGGACGGCUACAUCAACCCUAAGGCCUUGGUAGGCUACGUGGGCUACGAGAAGAACCAGUCGACUCCGGUGUGGCUCUUCUGCUAUGUGCUCUUGAUCGGCUUCGGCGUGAAGGCGGUCAUGCUUUGCCCGGGCGUGUUUUCGCCCUACGCCCACUUCCGGCGCUAUGAUCCAGAGCUCACCUCGAACCUGCGGUACAUCACGGUGACCAUUCCCAGCGCCGGCGAGAACAAGUGCACAGUGCUGCGGAACGUGAUUGGCGCCAUCGGGUGCAUGCCCAAAGAUUGCCGCUGCCGGUACCACGUGACCUUUGUGGACGAGGGCCACAGACAUGAGCAGAGGAUGACAUUUAUGAAGCUGGCGCACGUCAUCGAGAAGAUCCCCAACUUCGGGGGUAGCUCCUACGAGGAGAACGUGUCUGCCUUCUUCAAGGCCUGGGUGGAAGACACGAAGAAGAUGGACUUGGCCAAGGUGAAGGACGGUCAUUCUGGGGAGAUUGAGCCUGCCGUCAUGGCGAGGAUGUGUGGCAAGAACUCCUUGAAGAAGCUCCGGAAGGAAGGCGGAUGGGGCCCCAUGCCUCAGCAGGCCAUCGAUCCCUUGGAGAGCGCCUUGGACAUCUUGGAGGAAGACCUCAAGGACAACAAGAAGGAGAAGAAGGACCUGCACCGUGACGACGUGGCGGACUGGGAGCCUCGGGACCGCAACAGCCUGGCGCUGCGGCUGCACUACCUGGCGCGCGCCAAGCCCAUGGAGGACGAGCGCACCAUCAAGGCCCAGCACGUGGCACCUGGCACCUGGUACUACAAGGUGCCCCAGAACGCCGAGAACAAGGACUGGCUGAAGUUGAGGGCCAACGCCAAGGAGAUGGUUUACGGCCUGGAGGACGAUGACGCCUUCAUGAACAACGUGCCGCUCAGGACGAGCCGCGGCAAGGCGGGGGGCCUGAACUUCGCGGAGAACUACCUGUGCCUCUAUGCGGACAAGCCGGAGAACAUGUACAAUGACGAGCGGGACAACUACCCCUGCCUCUACAGCAUUUGCGACGCCCGCCAUCAGUUCCAGACGGAUUUUUUCCACACGACCAUCCCGUACUUCUUUGAUGAAGACAUGGAGAUGAACCCUUAUGUGGGUUUCACGCAGUGUCCGCAAUUUUUCCAUGAGAUGCAGGACAAGUUGGACUACUUGGACAAUAACAACGCCCAAUUCUUCCGCUUGAAUUGCAUGAUUCGAAAUUGCUGCGGCGGUGUCAGCUCAUGCGGCACAAAUGGCACUUGGAUGAUCAGGCACCCUCCGGGAGAUCUGGUUUGGGAGCGGGAGCGGAGGCGCGUCCGGGAUGCGGACAGCAAGCGCAAGAGUCAGGAGUACGUGGAGCGAAGGACCUUCCAUGAGAGCUGCAAGGUGGAGGACACGGCGAGCAGUCUUCAACAGGUGCUCCGAGGCCGUCGGUCUCAGUUCAUCAAUCGCCGCUUGUCCUUUGGCAUGGCCAAGAACCCGGUGGACUACCUGGCUGCCGUACAGCGAUGGGCCGAGGGAGGUGUGGUUCUGUCUUUGCAGACCUUCUUUAGCUGCCACAAGGGUGUCUACAUGGUUUGGUUCACCUUGAUCUUCUUCUUCUGCUUCCUCGCUUCGGUCUUCAUGAUGGUUGGGCGGACCGACCCCACCUGGGCAAUCGUGAAGUGGGGCCUGAUCUCUGAAGAGACGUACACGGCCGCCAUCACGCCCUUUGUGGACUGGUUGAAGAGUCUUGCCUUGAUCGCCAGACAGGAACAUUUCAAGCAGCAUCCCGAUCUCUUGCAGACCUAUGUGACUAUGGCCCUCCAGUUUGUUGGCUGGGUGGUGAGCCUUGUGCUGUUCAUUUUCUUGGUCUUCAUCUGCACCGAGCUUCUGAAGUUCGUGCAGCGGGUUUGUGGCUUGAAGCUGCCGGUCAUCUGGCCGGAUGAGAUGCGGUGGUGGGGCCGCUUGCUGAUCUCCAUGGACAACUUGACCUACUUCUUGUGGUUUUGGACGGCCUUUUUUUGGAUCAGCUUCAACUACUACAGCAUCUUCGCCAAGCGCACCUACCACUUCUCCUCCACCGGGAUGUUCACCUUCAUGUUGAUUGUCCAGAUUUUGAGCUGGGGCAUGAUUAUUGCUGCCUCCUUGCGCUACACGCUCUCCACCAGUAUGGAGGCGAACGAGGUCAUUAGCUUGUCGAUGGACAACAUCUGGCGGUCCACGCAGCUCUUCUACAUCUCAGCGCCGCUGCUAUUUUAUUCCAUUAUCAAGGGCAUCCAGGAUUACAUGCGCUACCAGAUGUAUGGAGAAGACAUUAGCUUUUGGGUGGGUGGUGACCGUGGUGUCAUGUCCACAAACCUCGUGAAGUACUGGACUUUGUUACUCAUCCUUGGGGCAGUCGGUGCUUGGACCUACUACAUUGUGGAGGGCAGGAAGCACACAGGCGUGUUGUCGGCCGUGCUGAUUGUGACGCUCAUUGCUCUCGAUGUGCUGCACCCGUGCACAUACUUGUGGGUGGGUCGCACAAAGAUGACGCCAGAGAGAGCCUCGAAGCUCUCGUGGGGCCAAGCCUUGUGCACUCGCGGCUGGUGGGAGUUGAUGAUUGGCAAUCUGAUCCUGAACGAGACAGUCACCGGCAUCAUGAAAUGGCUGGGUCCGGCGUGGUUCGUCCUGAUGCCCUUCCUGACUCUUUUCAUGCCCUACAUCGGCGUGAACCAGGCGUUCAUGAUGAUUGGCUCCACCACGAACCGCUGA